Messenger RNA from Labrus bergylta (ballan wrasse), 4589 nucleotides. The record is from RefSeq and is a predicted model, not a curated record. NCBI's taxonomy places the organism in Eukaryota, Metazoa, Chordata, Actinopteri, Labriformes, Labridae.
CCAGCUCUUCCAUUAUCAGAUGUUACAGAUCAGGCCCGGGGUUAAUGUGCACACACCGGCUUUCUUUGAGGAAAGUCACCGGGGAGUGUUUUAAUGGUUAACCCCGCAGCUCGGUUAUUAGUUAGUGUUAGCGACACAACAACAGCCGCUAUGUUAACUUCGAUUGUCCUCAGCAAAACGCGUUAGCCUCGUAGCUAAAGCUAGCUACGGUGGCAAGCUGUUAACAUUAAUGUUAGCUUACUGGUGCAAAGCAAGUCAUAUGUGUUGAACAAAAUGUGUCGGUGUCAGAAUGCUAAGCAGCGCUAACCCUCAGCGGAGCUGCUGUAGCUAGCUGUUAGCCGUGUUAGCUAACUUAGUGGUUGGCUGCCUCACACCAACAAAGUUGUUGGAUGUUCCUGCAGAGUGGCUGUCCUUUGUUCUGACUGAACAUGGUGUUGAUGGGGUAGCUUAGCAUUGCGUUUAGAACCAGCCAGUGUGAUCUAGACAGCAGGGUUUUAGACAUGUACUAACAAAGAUUGGAUUUAACGUUUGUUUGAACCAUCAUUACUUUCAAUAGCUCAAUAUUACGGCAACGAUUUGUCAAUGCAACUUACUACAAACUAGUUGCAGCGAUUUGCAAGUAAAAUGUUUUCAUUCUUUCGUUUGCAUUUUUAGUUUUGAAAAGUAGUUGUGGGUUUAAACAGAGAGCAAGAGGAAAGGAGCAUAGCACAUAUCAUGAAUGAACCACAGGCUUCUCCUUCAUCUCACAUUUCUGCCUGCAGACUUUUAGCACUUUUAAGACUUUUUAACUAUGUCUUCAGCACCAUGCAUUAUGUUUCAUUGAGAUGGCACCGUUUGAUUUUACCAGCCCAUCAUUACUGAUGUAUUGCAUUUUGUUUUUAAUCUAGAUUAAUAUCCAAUUAAGUGUACCAUUUAUUUUGUAUAGCACAGUACUGUAUACAGUGUUUCAAUGGGCAUUACAGAACUACAAUACCCAAGCCUUCUAAAAGUGGAGGGGGGAAAUAAAAGAAGAGAGUUCCUGUUGGUGCCGAUGGUGACAUUAGACGUGGGUGAUGUAGCUGGAUCCUGCUGUUGAGUGUGCUUUGGGAUCAUGAUGUAUUAUCACAAACCUGAUCAAGCAAACUACUUUUGCAAAUGAGUUCCUGCUUGCUUACAGGACGUGUGUCCUAUCACUGAGGCCACAUGUGUAUCUGGAGAGAUGGAUCGUUGUAAACACGUGGGACGCCUUCGUCUGGGCCAGGACCAUUCUAUCCUCAAUCCACAAAAAUGGCACUGUGUUGACUGCAGCACCACCGAUUCAGUUUGGGCCUGCCUCAAGUGCUCCCACGUGGCCUGUGGUCGUUUCAUGGAGGAGCACUCGCUGAAACACUUUGAGGAGUCGCACCACCCUCUGGCUAUGGAAGUGCGUGAACUGGAUGUCUUCUGUUUCGCCUGUGGAGACUAUGUACUCAAUGACAAUGUGGAGGGUGACCUCAAACUCCUCAGAGGAGCACUCUCAACUGUCCGCAGCCCGGGUAGACGCUCACUACGCUCCUCCGCUGGGGGGGAAUGCACCCCGUGGGUGGGGGAAGGUGGGCCACAGCCUGCCAUGCAGCUGGCUCUCCGUCACAGGAGGAAAGCACUUCUCGGGAAGAUGCUCCAGGUGUGGAUCAGCAAACAUCAGGAGCUGCAGAACCAGCGUAAGGAGAAACUUGAGGAAGCCAGAAGACAGAAAAAAGAGGUAAAGAGGAGACUCAUGGAAGAGCUCGGCAAUGUUCCACCCAGAAAGAGCGCUCGGCUUCUUACUCAGGCUCCACGCUCAACCAUCACACUCAUUCCUCGCAAAUUUCGCGACCCUCCAGAACGCCUACCUCCUUCUCCACCCAAGAAGCCUUCCCUCCUCCCCCUGUCCCGUAAGGCUCCUCAGAAUGGCAGAGCUGCUAAACUGAGGAGAUACUACUCCGCACACACGGUAACUCGCCGGAGACUUGCUCCAGGUGUUACCGGUCUGCGCAACUUGGGAAACACGUGCUACAUGAACUCAAUAUUGCAAGUGCUUAGCCACCUGCAGAAAUUCAGGGAGUGUUUUCUCACUUUGGACCUGUGUGAGACUGAGGAGUUACUGGCCAAGACCAACCACUCCCAGCAGGGGAUGACGGGUGGUGUAGUGAACAGUGGGAACACGUCACUGGCAGGAUGCCCUCUUGGACGCAUGGGGAAGGCGGGCAGUUGGAACUUACCCCCCAAAAAAGAAAGUGACCCUCCUCCCACACAGGCUGCAGAGUUGGUCCAGCCAAAGGAGCCCCGUUGCUCCACCCGCCAGCAGAUGUCUCUGUGCCAUGAAUUACACACACUUUUCAGGGUCAUGUGGUCAGGCCGCUGGUCUUUAGUGUCCCCCUUCGCCAUGCUGCACUCCGUGUGGAACCUCAUCCCGGCCUUUCGUGGCUACGACCAGCAGGACGCCCAGGAGUUCUUGUGUGAACUGCUGGACAAGGUGCAGCAGGAGCUGGACACAGAGGGGUCCAAGCGGAGGAUAGUUAUCCCCAUCACAAAGAGGAAACUUUCCAAGCAGGUGCUAAAGGUUCUGAACACCAUCUUUCACGGGCAGCUACUCAGCCAGGUUACAUGUCUGUCCUGUAAGCACAAGUCAAACACCGUCGAGCCAUUCUGGGAUUUAUCUUUGGAGUUUCCAGAGCGAUACCACAGUAUAGACAAAAGCUCAGGCUCCACAGCUUACCAACGCAGCUGCACCCUCACUGAGAUGCUGUCCAAGUUUACAGAGAUGGAGGCUCUUGAAGGCAGAAUCUACGCCUGCAACCACUGCAACAAAAGAAGACGGAAAUCCUCCCACAAACCCUUAGCUCUGUCAGAGGCACGUAAACAGCUUCUGAUCUACCGUUUACCUCAGGUUUUACGGCUGCACCUCAAACGCUUCAGAUGGUCUGGGCGGAACCAUAGGGAGAAAAUCGGCGUACAUGUGGCCUUCGACCAAGUUCUGAACAUCAAACCAUACUGCUGCACGGGCUCAGAUCACUCUGUCCACAGAGGAGGCUACACCUACGAUCUAUCUGCUGUAGUUAUGCAUCAUGGGAAAGGCUUCGGCUCAGGGCACUACACUGCAUACUGCUAUAACACAGAAGGAGGUUUCUGGGUCCACUGUAACGACUCUGACAUGAAGGUUUGCAGUGUGGAGGAAGUGUGUAACACUCAGGCAUAUAUUCUCUUCUACACCCAGAGGUCGGCCUAGGUACCGCUCACUGUGAUGUCCACCUGUAUGCGGCAGCCAAUAGCUGCAUUUAUGAAAAUGUUCUCUGAUGUUUUCCCAGAAGUUAUAGAAAUAAUCACUUAUAAAAAGACUUCCUAUAAAAGAUGGAAAAGAGGGCAGUAAGACAGCCUCGAUUAUGAGGCAAGGUGAGAAUUUGAGCAGACGAUGGUAUACUGUAUUGUUGCCAAGGACAAAUUGGUGAUUUGAACUAAAGUAUUCUGCUGAACAUCUUUUAGAUUUUAUUUUUAUCUUUAAACACACAAAAACCAUUUCAUUAAUGAGACCACAGGCCCCUCAGCCUUUGGUACCAGCAUAUUGGUUAACAGCCUGAAGACUUAGGGAGCAGGUCUUUCUCUCUCCUGCUUAUCACCGAGUUGUGUGUCCGUGUUUCUUCAUUUUUUAAAACCAGGCUCAUGUCUGUUGAGUCUGGAACUAACCAGGGCCUUUCCUGAGACAGCAUUUUGUUUCAAACAUUUGAAGGCAACACAGAUUUUGGAUUUUUAACUGUAAUUCAGCACAUUCGAUGCCAAUGCUCACUACAUAUGAUAAAAAGUACCAUAAAAGUCUGUGUAUAAGAAGCACUUUAAAAAAUGAAAAGUAGGCUGUGUCUUUUAUACCAGUUCAACCAAUAUGCUGUAUAUUUAUUGGUUGGUUAAACCAGUUUGAAGUGCUGAGUCAUAAACCGUCAUGACCACAAGUGCAGCUGCCAUCAACACACCUGAAUGCAACCUUACAUGAUUGAUGAGCUUCACUGCACAAAUCUCACUGGGAUACAUCGGGACGCCGACCAUGCUGGGGGCUUCUCACAGCGUUUCUCCUUUCAUUAGGUCAUAGACAUGCAUUGCAUGAUAAGGUGGUAUGCUGUUGAGUAAACCUUUUUGAAGUGCUGGUUUGAUUGGAAAGACUCAUCAAUUCAAACAAAAAGUUACCAGCCAAGAUGGGUAGUACGACUCUAUUUGGCCAAUUGUUUGAGUGGAGUGGGUUUCAUACUAAUCUGUUAUUGUUUUCGUUGGCCGAAAGCUUAACUACCUUAUCGGUAGGUAGCCGGAUUGCAAACACCACGAGGAAAAUAGAUGGGUACCAAAAAGAGCGGAAGAGCUACAGAGAAACUGCACAUUUUGAACUUUACUGAGCACCAAUUGAAAUUAUCACGCAGGAAGACCGUUUCCCUUCCCUCUUUCCACUGGGAGUCCACCAGACUGUGUCUUGUAGAUGGGUGCGACUUAUAUUCCAGAUUUUAUGGUACGUCAUUAACAUCAUUGUGUAGUAUAAAGAGGUCAUAUUAUGCCCUUUUUGGGGUUCGUAUAUUUAAUCUAUGUACCUACUAAGGUACAUAGAACUAAUG